Molecule: messenger RNA, 3589 nt
Organism: Puntigrus tetrazona (Sumatra barb)
Lineage: Eukaryota; Metazoa; Chordata; Actinopteri; Cypriniformes; Cyprinidae
Gene: st14a
Product: ST14 transmembrane serine protease matriptase a
Exons: 20
Coding region: 331-2841 (836 amino acids)
Biological process (GO): acrosome reaction; proteolysis
Molecular function (GO): protein binding; serine-type endopeptidase activity
Source: RefSeq, a predicted model, not a curated record
CCUUAACAGAAACACACAUCGAUACUUCAUUUCCACGGUCAUAUCUGUGCUUCGAGUUCACCUUACAGCGGUUUUAAAACGUUAACGCGCGAGCUCGCCGCACUUUGACGUGUUUAGGGCUGUUUUGUAGUUUAGAGGUCGGGUUUAAAGUGUUGUUCGUAGGAAGCGCUCACCUGUAGAGCCAGUAUCGCUCGAGUUAGUCACUCCCAUUGUAAAGCGAACCUCCGGAAAUAUCUCUCGCAGUAUUCAGUUACUCGUCUUAUUUUGUCAGCAGAAGUGGAAGUCUAAGAAACGUCUGUUGAUAUUCAUUCACCUGGCGGCUUCUCAGAAAUGGACCCGAUGGAUGGAGGAAUGCGUUACACCCCCGGUUCUUCGGACAAGGACUGGGACACAGCUGUCACGUUCUUGCCAGCAUCGGAUAAUAAAAAGCUGGAGAAGAAAAGAGGCCCUGGGAGAGUUGGGAUCAUUGUCGGUCUGGUGAUCUUGGCAGCCGUUUUGGCUUUGAUCAUUGGGCUUCUGGUCUGGCAUUUCCACUUUCGAAAAGAUUUAAAAUUACAGAAGAUUUACAUCGGCUCGCUUAGAAUAACUAAUGAAGUUUUUGUGGACGCGUAUGAAAACCCGGAGAGUGCGGAGUAUAAAAAUUUGGCGGACAAAGUCAAGGAUCAGCUGAAAUCAAUGUACUCCGAAGCUCCAGAACUGUCUAAAUAUUACAUGGGCUCCAAAGUUCAAGCAUUCAGUGAGGGCAGUGUAAUAGCGUACUAUGAGUCGGAGUUUGCCGUUCCAAUGGGGCAGGAAGCGGCAGUGGAUCGGGCUGUGAACCGCUUAACUGAAGCCUAUAGCUCCAAAAUUCGCAGAGUUCAACAAGGUCCCCUGGUCUUUGAUCACGUUGCGACAUCAGCUCUGGACACACGUCUGUUCUCAAAAGCCAGGACAAAUUUGAGAUUCGCCCAACACACCAGGAGUUCUGCUGAAGAGACCAUUAAAUCACCGGGUUUCCCCGAUCAACCUUAUACUCCAAACUCCUUUGUGCAGUGGCAGCUCCGGGGAGAUCCAGGCCACGUGCUGAAGUUGUCUUUUGACACCUUCUACCUGGAAAACAACUGUUCCAAUGACUUUGUGAGAGUGUAUGACUCUUUGGUCGCCAUGGACGAGCACCUUAUGGCCGAGAAGUGUGGUUUUUAUUCUCCCAGUAAUCCCUUAACCUUCAUCUCAUCCUCGAAUGUUAUGCUGGUGACCUUUGUGACCAACGACAAUGGGAAUUUCCCUGGUUUCAGAGCCGGAGUCACUCAGAUCCCCCGAGAUAGCCCUGACCUUGCAUGUGGUGGUAAAUUGAGUGGAGGCUUUGGUAAUUUUAACUCACCCAACUUCCCCAGUUAUUACCCACCCAGGAAAACUUGUCAGUGGGACAUUGAGGUUCCUACUGGUAAAUUCAUCAAGUUGAAAUUUCCCAAGUUCAUGGUUUCUACAGGGAGUCCAAAUUGCCCUGGAGAUCGUGUACAGAUUGCUGAUAAAAGCCCAUUGUGUGGCCAGCAGCCUGCCAAUACCAUGGUUACGGUCAGCAGUAACCAGGUGUCGGUUGUGUUCAAAUCGGAUUCAUCUCAAGUAGAUCGAGGUUUUAGCGGCACUUUUGAGACCUUUGAGCCCUCUGACCCCUGCCCGGACCAGUUCCAGUGUGACAACAAACGCUGUGUGAAACCAUCCUUGCGCUGCGAUGGCUGGAACGAUUGUGGAGACAGCACAGACGAGAAGAAUUGCCAAUGUGACGUCAGCAUGAUCCAGUGCAAAAACGGGUUCUGCAAGCCCAUGUUCUGGCGGUGCGAUGGAGUAAAUGACUGUGGAGAUAACACAGACGAGUUUAAUUGUGGAUGCAAGACUGGAGAAUUUAAAUGCAAGAACGACCAGUGUGUCUCAGAGAAGCUGAAGUGUGACGGGAAAAAUGAUUGUAAAGACGGCUCAGAUGAAGAAGGCUGUGGAAGAGAGAUUUGUAAAGCCUCAACAUUUGCGUGCAGUAACGGCAAAUGCAUCACCAAACAGAACCCUGUGUGUGAUGGACAAGAUGACUGUGGCGACAAAUCGGAUGAAUCCAACUGCGACUGUGGCAAGAAGGCUUUCUCUGCGUCUCGAAUUGUGGGCGGGCAGGAUGCAGAUGUGGGCGAGUUCCCGUGGCAGGUCAGCCUGCACAUUAAAAACACGGCACAUGUUUGCGGUGCAUCGAUCAUCAGUGACCGCUGGCUUGUGACUGCUGCCCACUGCGUGCAAGACGAUCCCAAAAUCAAAUAUGCUCAGCCAGGAACAUGGGAAGCAUACUUGGGUCUCCACAAACAAAAAGAGAAACUGCAGGCAACAAAGAGAUUCUUGAAACAAAUCAUUCCCCACCCAUACUACAACCCCUACACCUAUGACAAUGACAUCGCUCUGAUGGAGCUGGACUUGCCGGUGACCUUCAGUAGGACCAUUCAAACCAUUUGCUUGCCCACUUCCACUGACGUCUUCCCCACUGGUGAAUCGGUCACCAUCAGCGGCUGGGGUGCCACCAGAGAAGGGGGCGCUGGAGCUGCUGUGCUGCAGAAAGCGAAUGUCCGCAUCAUCAACGGCACAGUGUGUAAUGAACUAAUGGGCGGCCAGAUCACAUCUCGCAUGACGUGUGCUGGCGUUCUCUCAGGAGGAGUGGAUGCUUGCCAGGGUGAUUCUGGCGGUCCUAUGUCCUAUUUAACUAAUGGUCGUAUGUACCUGGCGGGAGUGGUGAGCUGGGGUGACGGUUGUGCGCGCAGAAACAAGCCAGGCAUUUACACAAACGUGCCAAAGUUCAGGGCCUGGAUCAAGGAGAAGACGGGAGUAUAAGUUGCUCGCAAAUUUGAAUGAACUUUGAGAAGUUUUAUGAACUUUAGUUUUCUCAGGUGGCAAAUGUUUUAAUAACAUACAUGCAUAUCCUUGCUGAAGAGAUCAAUGAACUUUUACCUUUUGACUUUUACGUCUAACAGUUGUUUUAUACAUUUUGUAUAUUUUAAUAGGAGAGAGGUAUAAGGGUUUUAUUCUGUCUAUAAGAUAAAGAGAUAUGUAAAUAAAUGUCUUAUUUUUCUCCUUUUAACGGUUUUGUGGUUUUUAGUGACUGCUUUCUUAAAGUGAAGCUUUUGUUUUUUUUGAAUGUAAAUGAUUCAGUUUUGUUUUGGUCUGUACCUUCAGUUUUGGGUUUUGUUUCUUUGUGGUUCAAUACCUGUGUAUUUCUAGAGUCACACUCGCAUACAUAAAUGUGAACAUCUUCAGUCUUUUCAUGUACAUUAUGUAAUGUGAUUUUUAAAGUUGGAGAUAUUACGCAUGGAAACACUUGAAAAGAAGCUUUGAAUUUGAUUCAGGGAUAACAUUUAACUUCAAAAAUAAAUUUAGAAACAAUGUUUCAUUCACCAUGGUUUAACGAAUUAGCAACCUUUUACAAAUAAAAUCUGUGUCUGAUUCAUACGGUGUGAAAUCUGUGUAAUACUUACUAAAAGACUGCAACAAACUGAUUCUAGACGUAUGAAUUCCAAUCAUUUUUCUGCCUAUUGGAUAUUGUUGGAAAACAUUAAAUAAAGACACUUGGUCAAGAACUACA